This is a messenger RNA of Neurospora tetraspora, 393 nucleotides long. RefSeq lists its product as uncharacterized. The record is from RefSeq and is a predicted model, not a curated record. Bases 1 to 393 code for a protein of 130 amino acids. NCBI's taxonomy places the organism in Eukaryota, Fungi, Ascomycota, Sordariomycetes, Sordariales, Sordariaceae. The transcript has 2 exons. Gene Ontology annotation, molecular function: nucleic acid binding.
AUGGUGGUUGGCUUGCAAUACACUGCCGGCGCAGCCGCCAACACCUUUCAGCGAACUCCCUUCGACAUAUCUCGGGUCUUCCUCUCCUCGAUCCCACCGUCCAGCACGUUCUAUCUGGACCUUGAGGGCAAAAGUCUCAGCCGCAAUGGAACCCUCUCCCUCUUGACGGUACUCGUCCUUCCCACGCAAGCAACAAGCAAUGUCGAUGUCCAAACCCUCGGCGACUCUGCUUUCACCACUCCCGGCAUAGGCGGAAAUACCCUCAAAGCCAUCCUCGAGGAUCCCCACACUUCUAAAUGCUUCUGGGACGUACGCAAUGACGCGGACGCGGCAGAAACGUGGGCGGUCUGGAAGUGCCCAGGCGGUGGUGGUCCACCUGCAACACACCCAUAG